AUGGCUUCAGACAAUGGUAAGAGAGGAAGAUCUCUGACGAUUAAACCCAUUGAAAUCAUACUAAACAGGUUGCCAAAUGCUAUAAUAGGACAGCAACAACUCAAAAAAUACAUAACGGGCCCGGUCUACAAAUAUCUCUGCAAACUACUACUGAUAGGAAACAGUGGUUGGACCAACAGUAUAGAGUCUUUUCAAAGAGGCCAGGUGGGGAAGCUUUUUUUCCAAAACAAUUUUGCUGAUUCUGCAACAACUUUUAAGAUCCUCGCUUAUCUGGAUAAGCAACGAUACCCGUUACCCAUUGACGCCAAUGAGGGGCAUUCACCUUCUUUGUCUGAAGGAUUCAAAUCCACCAUUUCUAUUGUCCAGCAAAAACUACUGCUGGACGAUGUCGGAGAGGAUAUGAGUAGCGAUGAGGACGAUCACAUUUUGCCGCGAGAUAUAAACAUCGACUUUGUGAAUAAAACAUAUUCCAGCCAUGAUUUAGGAAAACUGCUUCAAAACGUGGAGUCUAAUAUAGAUAACUUGUCGGUUCAGAAAAAAUUGGAAAGGGACGAACUAACCAGGCUAGACCUCAUGAUAGAUGAUUUAAAAUCCAGAAAAUUAAAAAUCUUUGAAAAAAUCCAACUCAUUGAUAGCAAGUCCACCACUUUUGAAAAUGACGUAUCAUUAAUAAAGGACAGGAUAGAUUUCAUUAAGGAAUACAGUUUGGAAGCGGACGGUAAAGAAAAUAUACAGGGGAAUUUAGAAGAAGAGACAUUAUCUGAAGCCUCGUUCUCUACUGUGAAUGAAGAAGCAAUCUCGUUGCCGCAUAAUGAUAAAACUAGCGAUAAACGAUUAAAAGAUUUUUACAAGGGGCCCAAUAUGAAACGCCAACUUAAAAACAAGAAAUUAAAGAGUAUUACAGAUACACAUAGCCGAAAUUCUGUAACUUUCAGAAUGACCAUACCCCAUGGAGAACAUGGGAAUAGUAUAACCGCGCUUGAUUUCGAUAAACCGUGGGGUACUUUAUGUUCAUCAAGCUACCAAGAUCGUAUAGUGAAAGUUUGGGAUUUGAACCAUGGAGAGCAGGCCGGAGAGUUACCUGGUCAUCUCGCCACGGUCAACUGUAUGCAAAUGGAUAGAGUAAACUAUAACAUGUUGAUUACUGGAAGUAAAGAUGCCACUUUGAAAAUGUGGGACUUAAACUUAUGCAAAGAGCUUUAUUCGGAUCAAAGUCCCCUGAAACAGAAUGCGGAAGAAGAUGUUACACCAUGUGUCCAUAAUUUCGACUUGCAUAGUGACGAAAUUACAGCCUUAUCAUUUGAUUCAGAAGCUUUGAUAAGUGGCUCCAAAGACAAGAAAAUUCUCCACUGGGACUUGGUUACAGGUAAAUGUAUUCAGCAACUGGACCUGAUUGUCACGCCUACAUAUAACGACACUAAGGUGUUGGCACGCUCCGCCAACAAUAGCACAUGUGUGCUUGGCAGCGAAGCUCCAAUGAUAGGUGCACUUCAAUGCUAUAAUUCAGCGUUAGCCUCUGGUACAAAAGAUGGGGUUGUACGACUAUGGGAUCUAAGAGUCGGCAAGCCGGUGAGGGCACUGGAGGGUCAUACCGAUGGGAUUACGAGUUUGAAGUUUGAUUCUGAAAAAUUAGUCACGGGCUCCAUGGACAAUAGCGUAAGGAUAUGGGAUUUAAGAACAAGCUCAAUCAUUGAUGUCAUCACUUAUGAUUUGCCCAUUACUUCCUUAGAUUUUGAUGACAAAUUAAUUACUGUUGGUGCGAGCGAGAACGGAGUCAAUGUUUUUAAUAUGGAACGCGAUGAGCAUUGGAUGACGCCUGAACCACCAAACUCACUGAAGGGCGACGAGGCCAAUGAGAGAAUUGCUAUCGUCAAGUACAAAAACGGAUUCCUCAUCAACGGCCACAAUAAUGGAGAUAUCAACGUAUGGUCAAUCUAG
This is a messenger RNA of Saccharomyces eubayanus, 1938 nucleotides long. It is a transcript of the gene CAF4, whose product is annotated as Caf4p. The coding region runs from base 1 to 1938 and encodes 645 amino acids. Gene Ontology annotation, biological process: mitochondrial fission. Gene Ontology annotation, cellular component: preribosome, large subunit precursor; mitochondrion. Gene Ontology annotation, molecular function: protein binding. The record is from RefSeq and is a predicted model, not a curated record. The transcript has a single exon. NCBI's taxonomy places the organism in Eukaryota, Fungi, Ascomycota, Saccharomycetes, Saccharomycetales, Saccharomycetaceae.